GCCUGACUAACGUAGAAUAGAAAAUAAACUUAUUGACUCGAAUUUUUAUUCGCCGCCUUCCCACCUUACCUUAAAUGUAUUUUGCUUUUAAAAAUUGCUAAAAGAUUUCAAAUUUUAAGCAGGGUAUAUAAACAAAUAAAAAAUAGAAUACGCUUUAUGCAACUGACUUCGAUACAACAUUUUCAAUUUUAAAAAGUUCCACUGCUAAGUUUUUACGAUGAAAAGAUAUGUUUUUACUUGGCUCUUGUGUUAUUUUUCAUUGAGCAAAGGGUUUUCGAAAAACAGUUGCAGUUUGGAACAGAACAAGGCUUAUUGUUUAGAUGAACUAAAAAGUGAAGACUUGAUGCUGUUGCACCAAAUUUUACCUAAUUCUAUUGGAGAGCUUUUCAUUUCCUUUCAGAAUAUGCAGUUGUUUCAAACAUGUAACUUUAAAAACUUUACAAACCUUACUGUUUUAAGUUUGACUUAUAAUCAGAUGAUAGAUUUGCCGCAAAAUAUUUCGACGUGCUUACCGUCUGUCAAGCGGCUUCUCUUAAACAACAACAAGUUUAAAUCAAUUUCUAAAGAGAGUUUUACUAGUUACAGAAAUAUCGAAGUUUUGCGUUUGCACAGAAACGAGCUUCAAAAAAUUCCUCCAAAAACAUUUCACACGAUGGAACGUUUACAAGAGCUUUGGCUAAACGAUAAUAGUUUUACAAAAAUUGAAAGUAAAUCAUUUUAUGGCCUUGAUAAGCUUCAAACGCUCAAUUUAGCAAACUGCGAAUUAAAAGAAAUAAACGACAACAUAUUUUCAAAAUUGAAAUCUUUACGUUCUUUAAACUUAGAAUAUAAUGAUAUAAACUUUGUUGGUAGACAUGCUUUUCAAAAUAUAAAAAUGCAGUAUAUAGAUUUAAGCUCAAACAAUAUAUCUAUAUUGUACGGAGAAACCUUUUGUGGCUCAACACUUACGCAAUUAAACCUCGCAAACAACCCCAUUGAUUGCAGCUGUGAGGCGCUCUCAGCACUUCGGUUUACAUUAAACGUUUUGGGUAAGUGUUCAAGCCCUGUAGCAUUAAAAGGAAGUGAGCUCAACAAAACCUUUCGUAAUAUAGAAAGCUGUAACUCUAACACGUUCUGUCAUGUAGAAGUUAAUCAUAAAUAUCCAUGGGUUGUUUUAUGGAUUGCUAUGGCAACAAUAUGUUGUUUCAUUGUUUUAACUGGAAUAUAUUGUUGCAGCAAAAAAAAAAUUUUAAGACGAAAGCAAAAGUUUAUUGUAUUUGCUAAUAUAAAUUUUGACGAUUUUAGAAAUUAACUUUAUGAAAAUAUUAUGAAAAUCGCACACGUGUCUUCAAAAAGCUUAAGAAUGUAAAAUAAAAAACUCUCCUUUUUUUUUUUCUUUUUUUUUCUAUUUUUAUCACUUCAAACUUUAUCUAUUUUUUUAGCUAAACCUAUAUUAGUAAAUAUAGUAUUAAAUAUAAUAUGCUAAAAAAGAUUUGAAAUAAUCAAAAUGGCAAAAUAAGAGAAAAAUUUGAACUAAUCGAUAUUUUAAAAAAAUGUUCUUCAUAAUUUCUAAGUUUUUUCUCAAUCGCCAAAAAUUUAUCAAACUUUGGUUGAAAUUAAAAGAUUAAUUUUGAUUUUUACGUUUUUUCCUCAUUCUUAAUCUAAGAUUUUCUUAUUUUUGUGUAAAUAUAUUUCUUAUUUUUUGUAAAUAUAUAUAUUUUUUUGAAAAACUUUUUUUAACAAAAAAAUGUCGCUUUUAGUACACUUUCUAAAAGCGUUUCACCACCACUCAACGCCACCACCAACCGGCUAAAAAAUUGAGGUUAAUUGCUCAUUAGCACACACAUUCAAGAAGAAAAAAAAAAAAAAAAAGGUGGAAGUUGUGAAAUUUAGUAGAUUUUGCGGUAGAUAUUGAAGUAGAUUUUGCGGGAGAUAAAGACUAUUAAACGAAAAAAAAAAGUUUAAUGCCAACGGAGGAUUUUAAUAAAUGCGAUCAAUGUUUAACUGUAUUUUUGUUUUUAAAGCGGACACGUAGUUGUUAUUGUUUUGUUUUGUUUUUUGUUUGCUGAGAAAUAAUAUUUUAAAAUAAAUUUAAACUAUAAACA
Molecule: messenger RNA, 2084 nt
Organism: Hydra vulgaris (swiftwater hydra)
Lineage: Eukaryota; Metazoa; Cnidaria; Hydrozoa; Anthoathecata; Hydridae
Product: chondroadherin
Molecular function (GO): protein binding
Source: RefSeq, a predicted model, not a curated record